Molecule: messenger RNA, 1494 nt
Organism: Eleginops maclovinus (Patagonian blennie)
Lineage: Eukaryota; Metazoa; Chordata; Actinopteri; Perciformes; Eleginopidae
Product: growth hormone secretagogue receptor type 1-like
Exons: 5
Coding region: 1-1494 (497 amino acids)
Biological process (GO): G protein-coupled receptor signaling pathway
Cellular component (GO): plasma membrane
Molecular function (GO): G protein-coupled peptide receptor activity
Source: RefSeq, a predicted model, not a curated record
AUGGAUGUCUUGGAGCUGGAAGACAUGGGCAGCGGCUGUGGGGAUAAAAACUGUGGCCGAACAUCUGGCUUCUCUGAGGGGUGUGUGAACGGGGAGUGCCAUUGGGACGAACCCAUGUUUGGGUUCAUCGAGUUAGUGUGCGUGACUAUCAUUUAUAUCCCCCUGAUGCUCUUCGGGCUUCUGGGAAAUAUUCUGACGAUUCUGGUGGUUUGGCUGCGACCUCACAUGAGGAGCUCCACCUACCUGUACCUGAGCAGCAUGGCCGUCAGUGACCUGCUGAUCCUGCUGCUGCUGCCUCUGGAUCUGUACAAGCUCUGGAGGCCCAGACCCUGGUCUUUAGGGGACGUCGCCUGUAAGCUCACCAUGUUCCUGUCAGAGUGCUGCACCUUCUGCACCAUCCUCCACAUCACCUUCCUAUCUCUGGAGAGGUACCUGGCCGUCUGCUGGCCAAUCACAGCCAAGACCCUGGUCACACGGCGCAGAACGAGGGCCCUGAUUGGCUGCCUGUGGCUCGGGGCGGCCGUCAGCGCAGCGCCGGUGCUGGUCAUGGUGGGAGUGGAGGACGUCGGGAGGGAGGAUGUCAUCGGAUGGAGGGAGGACGGAGGAUGGGAGGGAGAAAAGGGAGGAGGAAUUAUGAUUGGUGGAGAGGACAGCGGAAGCGAGUACUUGGCCUCAAUGAAAGGAGGAUUGGAGGGAAGAAACUGGGGAGAAAAGAUAGUAGAGGAAGAAAUGGGAAUCGGAGAAAGAGACGAGAGGAAUCACAGAGGAGGAUUUGGGAUUGGUGGAGCGGAAAGAGGAAAUGGAUACUCGAUGGAUGGAGCAUCGGAGAGAAUACAUCUGGGAGAAAAGAAAGAGGAUAAAGAAGAGGGAAGAGAGAGAACAGAUGAGAGGAAACAUGGAGGAGGAGGGAAAAUGAAACAAGAAGAAGAGCUGGAAGUUGAGCGUCAAAAUAAAAUGAAAGAAGACGAGGGAGGAGGACGGGAAGACGGAGGUGGAAAAGCAGAGAUCGAUAAAAGAGAGUGUCGCUGUACGCAUCACGCCGUCACCUCCGGCCUGCUGUCGGCCAUGAUGAUCCUCUCCAACCUGUACUUCCUGGUGCCGCUAUGCAUUCUGGGAUUGGUCUACAGCCUGAUUGGACGGACGCUGUGGCUUCGUCCUCAAAGCAGCCGCCGAGACCAGAGUCACCGGCACACGGUCAAAAUGCUGGGAGUCAUCGUCCUGGCCUUCGUCCUCUGCUGGCUGCCCUUCCAUGUGGGUCGGACCAUUUUCACACACACUGACACACACUCGUACUUUCUCUACUAUCUGUCUCAGUAUUUUAACCUGGUGUCCUCCGUCCUCUUCUACCUCAGCGCCGCCGUCAAUCCUCUCCUGUACAACCUCAUGUCGGCCAGGUACAGACACGCUGUACAGAGCCUCGUCCACACACACUCUCACACACCUUCUCACCGUCUGCGCACACUCACAACACGACACUCCACCACCACGUUGUAA